Salvia miltiorrhiza (redroot sage) is the source of this 3563-nucleotide messenger RNA. RefSeq names its product putative receptor-like protein kinase At5g39000. The record is from RefSeq and is a predicted model, not a curated record. Bases 91 to 3444 code for a protein of 1117 amino acids. Gene Ontology annotation, molecular function: protein kinase activity; ATP binding. The transcript has 6 exons. Gene Ontology annotation, biological process: protein phosphorylation. Lineage: Eukaryota; Viridiplantae; Streptophyta; Magnoliopsida; Lamiales; Lamiaceae.
GCGGCUUCAUUACAGUUGCUGAUACUGAAAAUUGUUAUAGAUAUAAUUCAUCAUUCUUCUUCUGGUUCAGACAAACCUGAGCUUCAAAGCAUGAAUCCGCAUCCAAUUUCAAUAACUUUGCUACUUUUCUUCUCAUUCAACACUCCCACAACGGCUAUUACUACUCCAACUCUCUUGGCAGACUGUGGCUCAUCAAGCAGCGCAUCUGCUGCUUCAAGUGAUGGCAGGGAAGAUGUUCAACUCAUCGUAGAUAAGCUGAUCCCAACAAUCCCCCACAAAACUACACGCGUCUCUCGUUCCCAGUUCUCCUACACAUUUGGAGUAAGCCCAGGUCAGAAAAUUCUCCGCCUUCACUUUCAUGCAGCUGCAUACAGAGGAUUCGAAAGUUCGAAAGACUUAUUCUCUGUCCAAGCUGCUGCUUUCACCCUGCUUCGAAAUUUCAGUGCUUCUAUUACUGCUGAUGCUCUUGGUUUGAGAUCUUUUGCCAAGGAAUACUGCAUAAACAUUCAAAAUCAUCAACAGUUACACGUAGUUUUCUCUCCUGAGCUUACCCCGUCAUUGAAUACAUACGCAUUUAUAAAUGGAAUUGAGAUUUUAUCAGUGCCUGCUAGUUUAUCUUACUUUGAAAGAGGGGCUGAUGUUGGAGUUGAAGCUGUGGGGAAAUCUUUGGUGUAUGUUGACGGCACUACUGCUCUUGAAAUAGUUCGCAGACUAAAUAUUCGAAAGGAUUCUGUAAGCGAUGAUGGCAAAAUGUUUGGGGAGAGGGAAAUGAUUCCUAAGCAUAAAUCUGGCAAGCUGAAGAAUGUUACAUGGAUCACCUCAGUGGAUGUGGGGUUUCAGUACUUGAUCAGGAUCCAUUUCUCUGAGCUAGGACUUAAGUUGGUGGAGAUUUUUGGUCUUAGUUUUAAAAUAUACAUUAAUGAGAUGAUUGUAAUUGAUACUGAUAUUGGCAUAGUUGGAGAAAUGUAUGAUGAAAAUAGAACUCCCUUAUAUAGGGACUACAUGGUGAUGAUGAAGGGGUAUAAACAAGAGGGUAAACGCGAUUUACUGAUAUGUCUGCAGUCGAGUAAUGUUGAAUUCAUUCUUGGACACGGUCCGGUUACAAGUGCUGAGAUCUUGAAGUUGAGCAAUCCUGAUAAUAGUCUUGCCAGUCCCAACCCUUUGCCUUUAAUGCAAGAUUCAUCAUUGCAUAGAGUUGUAGGUUGCAGAAAUUUUAUUGCAACUGCUGCAGUGGCACUGCUCGCUUUGGUGAAUGUCAUUAUUUAUACAAUGAGAAAAAUCUUGGAAGCUUGUGUUACUGAGAAGAACAGCUUGCUAUCAGCUAGAGCUCAACGUGUUUGUCGUCAUUUUUCACUAGCUGAGAUCAGGUCAGCUACCAGAUGUUUCAGUGAUGCACAUCUUGUAGGAAAGGGUGGAUUUGGUAACGUGUACAGAGGCAUAAUCAAUGGUUGUCAAGAUGAAGUGGCAAUAAAGCGGUUAAAAUCAAAUUCUAGACAAGGAGCAGGGGAGUUCUUGACAGAGAUUGAGACACUAACCGAGCUCAGGCAUGUAAAUUUAGUCCCACUGAUUGGCUACUGCAACGAGAAUGGUGAAAUGAUUCUUGUUUAUGAGUACAUGGAAAAUGGGACUUUGGCCGACCACCUUUACAAACUAUCGAGUAAUGGCAGUGUAUGCUCAUCUCUCACUUGGAAGCAACGGCUUUCCAUAUGCAUUGGAACUGGUCGAGGGCUGGACUAUCUUCACACAGGCCACUCACUCAUACAUCGCGAUGUGAAGGCUUCAAAUAUCCUUCUGGAUGAAGAAUUCGUAGCUAAGGUUUCAGAUCUUGGCUUGGCUAAGCACUUGAGCAGAAGCAGAUUAGAGAGCCAUGUUAGUACAAAAAUUAAGGGCACAUAUUGGUAUAUGGAUCCGGCUUAUGUAACUACUGGUAAAUUAACCAGGAAAAGUGACAUCUAUGCCUUUGGGGUGUUGCUGUUGGAAGUUUUGACUGGGAGACAAGCUGUAGAUUCGAGUGUUGCAGAUGAGGAGCGGGUUUUAACCGCGUGGGCUAGAGAAAAUAUUAGCAAAGGACAUGCUGAGAGGAUUGUAGCCUCGAAUCUGAGGACUGAAAUCUCAAAGGAGAGCUUGGAGGCCUUUGUGGGGAUCGCUACAAGAUGUUUGCACGGUGAGCCAAAGAAACGACCAACAAUGGCUCAAGUUGUUCUUCAACUUGAGUUUGCACUUGAGCAACAACAUAGCUCAAAAUUUGUUGCUCCAUACGCUAUAACAAGUGGUUUGAAUGAUAAUCAUCCAUCUAAAGAUCUUAAUAGUUUAUCUGUCAAUUCUGAGAUAGGCUACAAAUACGCUCAAACUAUGAGAAAAAUGGUUCCAUUUGAGCCCUCAUCCGGAAGAAAAGAUGUUAGAAGAGCCAUGAUACAGAAACCAUCACAUAUUUGGCAAAGGGGUGUACUUAUAAAAAGAGGCUAUAAUGCAACAAAAACUGUGCAGAAGAACGACGAUAUUGGAGUCCCCGCCAUUUUAGCAGAUGAAUUUAAGGUCAAACAUGGUGGUAAUACCCAGAUGGUCACUAUCCCUCGAAUUCCAGCUGAUGAACUGAAGGAGGUCGCUGAUCAAUUCGGUUUUAAGUGUUCCAUUUAUGAGGGAAUCCAUGGAAGGGUAUAUUAUGCAGUCUUGAAAAGUGGACAGGUUACAGCAGUUAAAAAACUAGACUCUAAAAAGCAGCCACUCCAAGAAUUUAUUGCAAAGGCAUCAAUGCUAUCCAGCCUAAGGCAUGAAAAUGUGGUCGAGCUACUUGCUUGUUGCGUGGAUGGUGGACUACGCAUCUUAGCUUAUGAAUAUGCUCCUAGUGGGUCCCUACAUGAUAUCCUUCAUGGGAAAAAGGGCAUCAAAGGCUCAACACCGGGUCCAGCUCUGUCAUGGAUGAAUAGAGUUAAAAUUGCAAUUGGCGCCGCGAGAGGAUUAGCAUACAUUCAUGAGAAGGCACAGAUUCAUGGAGGCAUCAGAUCCAGCAAUGUCUUACUCUUUGGUGAUUGUGAAGUUGCUAAGAUCACAGAUUUUGAUCUCCACUCCCUCAACAAGAAAACCAACUUUCUACAUGGCCUAAGAUGGUUUGUUUCUGGAGGAAAACAUGUCUCCACUGGCCAGAAAAGUUGGAUGAGCGAUGUCUACAGCUUUGGCGUUGUACUCUUGGAGCUCUUGACCGGUUGUAAACCAAUUGAUCACACACAACCAUUAGGACAGCAGGAUCUUGUUCAAUGGGCGAAAUCAAAGCUUAGCGAAGAUAAGAUGGAAGAGUGUGUUGAUGCUAGGCUGAAAGGAGAGUACCCUCCAAUGGCAGUUGCAAAGAUGGGUGAAGUUGUUGUUUGGUGUGUGAGAGAUGAAGCCGCCUCUCGUCCACAUAUGAGCUCUGUAGUUGAAGCUCUCCAGUCUCUUUUAGUUUGUUGAAAUCAUAUUAUUGAUGUCUUCCGUUGGUAGAGAUUCCCAUGUAUACACAGUGGUAGUUCUUAAUUUGUUGGUUCCUUGAAAUAGAAGAAUAAAGGGAGUGGAGAUUGACAAGGAUAGAA